Messenger RNA from Rotaria sordida, 582 nucleotides. The record is from the annotation of a GenBank genome assembly. Lineage: Eukaryota; Metazoa; Rotifera; Eurotatoria; Philodinida; Philodinidae.
AUGACCAUCGAAGAAAUUGAUAAUUUAUUUCUCAUAGCUCAAGAAACACAUCAUUUCAUUUUUAAUACAGAGUCUGAUUAUCGUACAAAUCAUCCGGCUCUGAUUCAAAUAUUUUUUAUGCUUGAUACACAACAAAUUUCUCCAUUAUUAAUUAUUGAAGCAAAUUUAUUACCCGAUUAUGCUUCAAUCGUAUUUAACAAAUUACAACAAUUAUUCAAUAUUAUUUUUCGUGAUGAUUCAUAUUUAUAUUGUUGGGGUUUAUUACUUGCUGAAUUAAAUUCGUUUUUACAAUUUCAACUUUUUUCUUUACCUUUACCUUCUUAUUUACACAACAGUCAAACUGUUUUUCAAAUUUGGUUUGAUGAAUGGUUACAAUGUUCAUCAUUAAUUAAUGAUGAUACUACAGAUACGAAUAAUGAUACAUUAAUCAUUACUGCACCUGUUAAUGAUUCAACAUUAUUUCUAUCACCUGAAAGAAUUAAUCAUAUUAAAUUAACAAAGAAUGAAGCUUGGGGCAUUCAAGAUUCGAUCGCAUAUAUAUUCAACCAAUACUUAUCCAAGAGAUAUACAUUGCAACGAUGA